Toxorhynchites rutilus septentrionalis is the source of this 880-nucleotide messenger RNA. RefSeq names its product mediator of RNA polymerase II transcription subunit 20 (gene MED20). Gene Ontology annotation, cellular component: mediator complex. Gene Ontology annotation, biological process: regulation of transcription by RNA polymerase II. The record is from RefSeq and is a predicted model, not a curated record. The transcript has a single exon. Bases 89 to 748 code for a protein of 219 amino acids. Lineage: Eukaryota; Metazoa; Arthropoda; Insecta; Diptera; Culicidae. Gene Ontology annotation, molecular function: transcription coactivator activity.
CAGUAAAAGCCGGCGCUGUGCCGAGUUUUCUAUUUCGAUUCGGCUAUUUCGAAGAAUUUCAGUUAAAUUUUAGAAAAAUUCAAUCAAAAUGGGUGUUACAGUCUUGCAGCCAUAUCCAGUCGAUAACAAAUCUGGUGCACAAACGAUCGAGUUUUUAGUGAAACGCGUGUUAGCUUUGGGAGCAGUGCAAGUAGGACACUUCCUGGUGGAUUGUGAGACAUAUUCAUCAAUCCCACAGAUGGGCCCAACAAAAACUGUCCACAUCCUCCAUAACUCGGAACAACCUGCAUCGGUCUUUUCCAUACUGGACACGGGAACCAAGCAAAUCCCGCUGGUAACUGAUGGGCUAUUUGAUUUACUCAUGGCUCGAAUUUCUCCUGCUUACACAUCCAAGAAGCAAACCAAGAUUGAGUCCAAAGGACCUCGGUUCGAGUUUGGGGACUUUUUGAUUAAACUGGGCAGCGUCACCAUGAGCCAAAAUUUUAAGGGAGUUUUGGUAGAGGUGGAAUACCGACCGUGUCUUGUCGCUUCCAGCUGCUGGGAAUUGAUGAGAGAGUUCCUGCAAGGCUUUCUCGGGUCUAACGUGUCGAAUACGAUUCCCGCUUAUUUUGCCCAACGAAUAAAUAUUAAUACUAACCAUACAAAAGCGAAUGAUAUUUACCAACCUAUCGAUACUAUUAAUCAGUAUUUAGAACAUUUUUCGAACUACCGGAAACAAACAACUUCAUUGGUAGCACCCAGGGUUUAGAAAAUAGUUUUUGAUAGAUGUAUCGAUUAAGUGGUUUCUUUACGGAAUAAAUGCAUAUUUAUAUGUAAUAUAGUACUGUUACACUCCGAAAGCCAAACAAUAAAAAAAUUUUGUACUAUUAUACAGUAAACA